Messenger RNA from Morone saxatilis (striped sea-bass), 3234 nucleotides. RefSeq names its product beta-1,4-glucuronyltransferase 1 (gene b4gat1). Gene Ontology annotation, molecular function: glucuronosyltransferase activity. The record is from RefSeq and is a predicted model, not a curated record. Bases 38 to 1333 code for a protein of 431 amino acids. Lineage: Eukaryota; Metazoa; Chordata; Actinopteri; Moronidae. The transcript has 2 exons.
UGUGUACAGUAAUUGGCCAGUUUGCAGUUUCUCUGGAAUGCAUCUCUCCAAGAAAUGUUCCGCCUUCAAAGUGGUGCUGAGUGCUCUGCUGAUAGUGGCGCUCCUGCAGCUCAUAUACCUGUCCUUCUUAUCCAAGUUUCACGGUAAGCAGCAGCGGUACCGAUACUCCGAGCUCUUUGGGGGCUCUGGGGGCAAGAAAAAUGGGCACCCCGAGAAAAACUCUCGUAAGGAGCGUCUGAGGUACUCGCUGUCUACUGGUGGGAUCUUUGACAACAGCGGUCAGUACCGGGUGUACAAGAACUUGAUCAAAAGUGAUUUCACCACAAACCAGAAACCAGGAUCCGACCCCAGCGUCAAUGUCCUGGCUUUAGCCACGCACACGACCAUCAACAACCUACAUCAUCUGGAAUCUCUUCUGGAAAGGUGGCAGAACCCUCUCUCUGUGGCCAUAUUCGCACACGGGCAAGAUGUCAAGUUUGCCACAGCUCUGGUCUAUGCACUCAGCUUCUUCUGUCCUCAGAUUCAAACCCUGGUGGACUUCCACUUGGUCUGCCUCUCAGGAGAGAUGGCCAGUUUCCCCGAACAGGACCGGGAGCACUUUGCAGGGCUUGAGGACUGUGUCUCUGUGUUCUCCAGACUGGAGACCCACAGGGAUAAAUACAAGAACUAUGCCAUCAGCGGGAACAUCUCCUACCCCAACAACCUUCUGCGUAAUGUGGCCCGAGGUGGCACCGAGUCCUCCUACAUCCUGGUCAUUGACAUCGACAUGAUGCCGAGCGCUGACCUGUACAAGCAGUUCCUGGCCAUGAUCCUGCAGCGUGAGCCGGCGAGCGAUGAGGUGUUUGUCUUACCUGCCUUCGAGAUCCGCCACGCCAGGAAGAUGCCCGCCACCAAGGCGGAGUUGGUUCAGCUCUACCAGGUAGGUGAGGUCCGGCCGUUCUAUGAAGAGCUGUGUCCUCGCUGUCAAGCCCCCACCAACUACUCGCGGUGGGUCAACAGCCACGUUAGGGAGACGGGAACCCUGGAAGUGGCCUACACGCUCACCUGGGUGGACCCCUGGGAGCCUUUCUACAUCGGGCCCCACACCGUGCCCCUCUAUGAUGAGAACUUCAAGCAAUAUGGCUUCAAUCGUAUCAGUCAGACCUGCGAGCUCCAUGUGGCCGGAUACAGGUUCUCUGUGCUGAGCUCGGCCUUUGUGGUGCACCGGGGCUUCAAGAUCCAGGGGGAGUUCCACGCCAGGAAAGACGAGGAGAACAAACGCAACCGGGUUCUGUUUCGCAGCUUCAAAGAGAGUCUGAAAACCAAAUACCCAUCCUCCAACCGACGAUGCUGAAAACUAGAUGAGGACUAUGUAGCCUGUGUCUAUCUGUGUUCUGCUGAACUGAUGGACAUAUAUUUUUCUUGUUUUAACCAGAUUUAGCUUGCAGUCAGGCUCUUCCCUGCCUGAAACAUCCUUGUUUUUCUAUGAUUUCUUGUGAUGAGGUAGGAGUAGGAGUUUAAUCUAAUCCAACUCUUGGGUUUAUUUCAAGACCCUCUGAAAAUGAACAGCAGGGAAAUGUUCUCUGGGGAUUUCUGAGCAAAUCCUGCUAGUUGGGACUGAAAGGAAGGAAAUGAUCAUUCAAGACUGGAAAACUGGCUAGCUACUCCAUGAGAUUGCUUUUUUUUUUUUUUAAUCCAAUGCCAAUCUAAAAUCCAGAUGGCAUUCGACUGACAUUCAUUUGAAAGUAUAUGAGGUACAGUUUCUAUUUUAAAACAAUUUUGACACAAAUAUGUCUCUACAUAUCAACUCAGAGACAAAAGUCCUAAUAUCAAUGUAUCUAACAAAAAGGUUAAGGUUCUACAUUUUAUGACAGCUGAUCAAAAAUCGCCUUGUUCAUCAAAAUCCAGCUGAAAUGUGGUCCUACGUCAUAGCUGCCUUCUGCUCAUGCUGUAGCAGAAAAAAAACCAUGCAAUUCAAUUUUAGUUGCUCACUUUUGGCUUUAAAAGUCUAUUUUUAGCUAUUCAAUAACAAUAAUUAAGUGAAACAAAAUGGCAAUUCAGUGUGAUUAUCAGGGUAACUACUUCCUUUAAGUAUAAAUGAGCCCUGACUCUAAAGUCCUCUCAAAUGUGCCAAUCAAUGAUGUGUUCCAACCACCAGAUGGCAACAUACGCUAUAUAUUUUAGCCUGAAGUGAGUGUUAGUAACACUACAGCAGGACACGGCAUUACACAACACCAGUGUUGUUUGCUGCUCAGGGGGAUGUAAAUUUACUCUGCGCCACAACUGUAAGCUCAUUUCAGAAGUUUUCAUAUCCCUGGGAGUGUCUGUUCUUGCCGCAAACUGUCUGAAGAGAUUACUCACACAAGUCAUUAGCACAACAAAGCACUGGGAAACUUUACAUAGAACAACACUAUCAUUUCACAAAGACUGUGGAAAACUACUGUAUUAUAACACUGAGGAUCUGACACUGGUAGUCGGUUAGAUAAUGUAGAGUUUCUGAAGUAGAGUAUAUGAUGGGGCCAGUGGGCUACAGGUAGAAAUGUAGAAUGGUUAGUGGGUAGAGAGAUAAAAAAAAAUACUGCACAAUCAAAAAUGGAAACCACAAAGAAAAGCAGUCUGUGUUGUCUUAAAAUUGCUGUGGAAAUGUUUAUCUCAACACCACUAGAAAAUAGCAAAUUAUGGAUCUUACACUUUAUUCUGUAACCCACUGGUACGUACAUACAUUCAGUAUUAAACCUUGACUACCACUCUGUUUAGUGAAAAUGCAUAUAAAACAGAAUAUUUACUGCAAAGUAUUCUAUACAGAAAAUGUUUUUAAGUGUUAAGUUGUUAUGUAAUUGUCAAUUUUGGAGAGAUUUCAAUAUUUUUUCCUCCCUCACUUGUAGUGUUUAUGAAAUAUUUAUUGUGAAAAUGUUUUCCUUUAAAUGGAAUUGGUUGAACCAUUUUUAAAAAUGACCCCAAGCAGGAAAACUGUAGCACGAAAUUGUGUUUGGUGCAAAAAAAAUGUUUGAUAUGGUCCAUUUUUGUUUUAGAACCACUAUAAAAUCACUUUUAUCUGGUAGUUUUGGGGAGUGAGAUCAAUUUCAACAAAUUACCUUGUGUGAUGAUGUGGUGUGGUGCUUUAUUUCUCAUGUGUCUUUUCCUUACUUGAAUCUUUUUUUUUUUGUAUUUAUUUUUUCUUUUGUGUUCACAAAAUAUAAUGCCUGAUUUGCAUUGCUGGAAUUUCUAUUAAACCUACUGGAUGAGUUUAUUUUA